Messenger RNA from Oryzias melastigma (Indian medaka), 1619 nucleotides. RefSeq names its product olfactory receptor 146-like. Gene Ontology annotation, cellular component: membrane. The coding region runs from base 21 to 1016 and encodes 331 amino acids. NCBI's taxonomy places the organism in Eukaryota, Metazoa, Chordata, Actinopteri, Beloniformes, Adrianichthyidae. Gene Ontology annotation, biological process: G protein-coupled receptor signaling pathway. The record is from RefSeq and is a predicted model, not a curated record. The transcript has a single exon. Gene Ontology annotation, molecular function: G protein-coupled receptor activity; olfactory receptor activity.
UUUUUUUUUUUUUACAAAAGAUGGUUGAAGAAAAAAGAGCCAGAGUGGUUUUGAACAUCACAUUUUUUCGCCCUGAAAAAUUCUACAUUAGUGGGUUUUACAACAUUCCUUACACUCAGUAUUUUUAUGUCUUCUUGUGUUUUGUCUAUGUAAUGACUGUUAUUGGAAAUGUGUUUCUCCUCUCAGUUAUCUGCUUGGUGAGGACUCUUCAUUCUCCCAAAUACAUGAUCGUGUUCAACUUAGCUUUGACAGAUCUGUGUGGAAGCACAGCUCUUAUCCCAAAACUCUUGGACACAUUUUUGUUUGAAAGGAGAUAUAUUUUAUAUGAGGCUUGUUUAAGCUACAUGUUUUUUGUUAUGUUCUUUGGAAGUUUACAGUCAUGGACUCUUGUCUGUAUGGCCUAUGAUAGAUUUGUAGCAAUCUGCUUCCCAUUGAGGUACCACAGCAUCGUGUCUAAGAGAUCUGUUGCUGUGAUUCUGCUGUUUAUGUGGUUAGCUUUGAUCACACUAUGGUCAUCUACAGUUGGGCUUCUUAAUCGUCUGUCUUUCUGUGGUUCAUUAGAGGUGCAAAGUUUUUACUGUGACCAUGGACCAAUAUUUCGCCUUGCUUGCAAUGACAACUCUAUAAAUAACAUUAUGGCAUAUGCUGCCUUCCUUUUAGUCCUGUGCAUUCCUAUCAUACUCAUAGCUAUCACUUAUGCCUGCAUUUCAAUUGCUCUAAGCAGGAUUGCAUCGACAGCAGAACGACUCAAAGCUCUAAAAAUGUGUUCAUCACACAUCAUUCUUGCCGCAACUUUUUUUAUACCUUUGGUGAUUACCAACGUCAGUGCAAUAACUUCUAACCUACAGCCCAACACCAGAAUAAUAAACUCCUGUUUGGCACACACCAUCCCAGCUCUGUUAAAUCCGAUUGUUUACUCCUUUAAGACAGAAGAAGUGCUGAAUGCCAUAAAGAAACUGUUUAGGAGAAACCAAAUUGAGUUUCAAAAUGGCAAAAGAAAAGUUUUAAGGCGUUAAUUAUUUCCUCCUUAAUACUGCACUACUCACCUGGAAUAAUAUUAAAACUCUACGUCUAUGUAAUUCUUUAAAUUACCUUAAAGCUGAGUUUUUUGAGCACCUAAAAGAAUGAUGCACGUCACUUCUGACCAGACUGUUUUGAACCUUUUUUUUUAUUUUUGAUAUACUGGUAAUUUUUAAUUGUUUUAUGUCUUGUAAAACUGUUAGUUUUAUCCAAUUGUGCCUUUCAUCCCAGAUCUCCCUUGAAAAGAUGAUCCUGUCUCAAUGGAUCUUAAAGGUUUGAAAAAAAAAUAAAAUAAAUGACCUUUUUUUGUUAACACUAAAAUUGCUUGUAAUAUUGUGAGUUUAAUAUGUGUGGGUAUCUUUUUCUAACUGGAUAGAAGUGAAACUAUGUUGUUCUCCCAGCAUUCCUUUGUUUACACACUCUUCCGCUAGCUUACAGGCUCUCAAAAUGCCAAGGUAACGGUAGCGUUGCAGAAAAAAUGGUAAGCAAAAUCAGAGCUAUCCAGCUGUACAUUUAUGAGUGAGAUGUCAGUUCAGACGAGGAAAAUAAAGACUUUACACUGGAUCUAAUGGCAGGAAGAUGCUUCAGAAUGUUGAAAA